Dothidotthia symphoricarpi CBS 119687 is the source of this 2029-nucleotide messenger RNA. RefSeq names its product sugar transporter STL1. Bases 365 to 2029 code for a protein of 554 amino acids. Gene Ontology annotation, biological process: transmembrane transport; carbohydrate transport. Gene Ontology annotation, molecular function: carbohydrate:proton symporter activity. Lineage: Eukaryota; Fungi; Ascomycota; Dothideomycetes; Pleosporales; Dothidotthiaceae. The record is from RefSeq and is a predicted model, not a curated record. The transcript has 2 exons. Gene Ontology annotation, cellular component: membrane.
CUUUCAACUUACAUUUAAUGUACUCAUCGAGGCAAAUAUGAAUGUGUACAACCAAGAGAGCCCAGGAAACUUUACUGUACACUGUGUACCCUGCACAAGUUGAUGAACCUUGUAAUAUAGUAACGGAAAUAAAAAUUUAUAUGUCAAUCAGCACCUGAACUGGAUCCGAUGAAAGCGGAGGGAUGACGUCAUAGGCCAUGACUUCGGCAGUUGAUACACCGAUUGCAUGAACUGAUCGACUUGCGUUCUCGACAUGGUGAUUCUCCUCUUUUAAAGUCUGGGGAAGUGGCAACCCUCUUCCUCUUAUCUUUCUUGUUGUCUCUCCUGCAUACGACCAGAUACGUCUUUCCCGUGGUAACCAACGAUGGAGAAGAUCAACACCCUGAAUGUAGUUCAUCGCUACGAGAAGCGGAGUUUGCUCAUUGCGAUCAACUGCAUCGCUGGGCUCUCCAUCCUCUUCUUUGGUUACGAUCAGGGUAUGAUGGGCGGUGUCAACACAGCAUAUGACUACUACACCCGUAUGGGUUUCGGUCACAAAGGAUCUGAUGGCGGUGUUGUAGUGACCAACACUUUGCUCCAAGGAGGAAUUGUCUCUGUUUACUAUCUCGGAACACUGGUCGGCUGCCUGAUUGGCGGUUCAAUUGGAGACCGCUACGGACGCAUCAAGACAGUCUUUGUUGGAGCGGCAGUAGGAGUUGUCGGUGCGACGCUGCAGUGCUCGGCUAUGAACGCGGAAUGGAUGAUCUGCGCGCGUCUCAUCAACGGCUGGGGAACCGGAAUCCUGAACUCUAUCAUCCCUGUUUGGGCUACCGAGACGGCAGAGCACAAGUCGCGUGGCCAGUUCAUUGCUAUUGAAUUCACGCUCAACAUCUUCGGCGUUGUGAUUGCCUACUGGCUCGAGUAUGCAUGCUCGUUCUACGGCGAUGGCACCUCGGCAUUUAUCUGGCGCUUCCCCGUCGCGUUCCAGAUCCCCAUGCUACUCGGUCUCAUGGCCAGUGUCCUAUUCUUUCCGGAAUCGCCCCGUUGGCUCGUGAAGAUGGGUCGAGAAGACGAGGCCCGUUACAUCUUGGGGCGCCUCCGUGGUGAUACGGGCGCAGAAAAGGAGCUUGCAGAGAUCGAGUUUCAGGAGAUUGUGGCCUCGUGCGAACUUGAGCGUACGAACUUCCGCAAGCAAAGCUAUAUUCACAUGCUCUUCGGCCUGGGUUCGGGAAAGAUGCAUACCGGUAGACGUGUCCAGCUCGUCAUCUGGCUUCAGAUUAUGCAGGAGUGGGUCGGUAUUGCUGGAGUCACUAUCUACGCUCCCACUAUCUUCGGCAUUGCGGGAAUGAGUCCUGCAAAGCGUCAGUGGAUCGCAGGUCUCAACAACAUCUUCUACAUGUUUUCCACCCUGAUUUGCGUGUUUACGCUGGAUAAAAUUGGCCGUCGCUGGACUUGCUACUGGGGUUCUGUCGGGCAAGGCAUUGCCAUGGCACUUGCAGGUGGGUUUUCGUAUCUCGGUCAGCAGGCUACUCAAGAAGGUCAUGCCAGCAAGGCUACAAGUUACGGAAACGCAGCGGUCUCUAUGGUAUUUCUCUUCACUUUUGUAUUCGGAGCGACGUGGUUGACCGUGCCAUGGUUGUAUCCAGCUGAAAUCUUUCCCCUGGAGGUCAGAGCCAAAGGCAACGCGUGGGGUGUAGUGGGCUGGUCCAUCGGCAAUGGCUGGCUCACUCUUCUCUGUCCGAUCAUGUUCGAGAAGAUCGGUGGAAACACUCUCUACAUCUUUGCUGCCUGCAACGCGCUCACUAUCCCUAUGGUCUGGGCACUAUACCCCGAGACCAACCAGCGCACGCUGGAGGAGAUCGAUCUACUCUUUGCCUCAGACAGCAUCUGGAAUUGGGAAGCGGAGAAAAACUUUGCCAGACUGCGAGAGCAGGGUGUUGAAUGGGGAAGUACAUCCGAAUCCAAAGCAGAUGUUGAGAAGGGUGCGAGUCGUAAGAAGAGUCUAGUCGGUGGCGCGGGUCGUCGUGUUGAGGCGGUAGAGCAUAGUUAA